Symbiodinium natans is the source of this 1332-nucleotide messenger RNA. The record is from the annotation of a GenBank genome assembly. NCBI's taxonomy places the organism in Eukaryota, Dinophyceae, Suessiales, Symbiodiniaceae.
AUGGGCGUCGGAUCAAGAAUCAUGCGAUGGACCAUGGACUGGCGUGCGCAAGCGCUGACGCUGCUAGCUCUCUGCUGUCUAAUGCUCCUUCUGCAGUGCAGCAUCUCUUGGGGACUGCUCUGCCUCUGUGAAGUGCUGCUUUGUCGGUCUAUGCCGAAAAAGCGGUGGGUCUGUGUGGAUACAGCCCUGGUGGGGCUGCCUUGCCUGGUUUUCAUUUCAUAUCUUGUCUUCGGCAUCGCGCAGGGGAUUCCGGGCAUCAGUGGCGACCUCCUCUCAGACAUGUUCUUCAUGGUUGCAGCUGUUGUCAUCCGAAUCUGUCAACACUACAGGCCUGCACACCCCGACGCGUCAGAUUCAGAUCAAGCUCCGGCACCAGGAGCAAAAGGCUUCCGCCUGUGCGGGCGAUGUUGCUGCGGAGGUUGCGCAGUGAUCCUCACCAUCUCGCUCUUGGCGCAGUCUGUUGGCAUGUUGGUAUUCUUAGGUCAGAGCCCGAGACCCGCUUACACAAGGACUGCCAUUGCUUAUUGGUGCAAAGGUGAACCCAACAACUCUCUGGUCGUCCUGGAGCCGGGCUACCUUGCCUCUCCAGGGACGCUGUACUUUGUCCAAGAGGCCCUGGCACAGAGCACUCGCGUCUGCAUCUACGACCCCGUGGGAACAGGCUUCAGCGGGGGGCAGGACCCGAACUUCCGAAGCGACGCAGCGGCAAUGAAGGAUGUCGUGGACAGCGAGCUGGCCAAGCAUGCUGGUAGUGACUCCUGGCUGGUCGUGGUCGGCGGCCACUCUCGAGGGCACCUGUCAAGCUGCCGGUUCUGGGUGGACUAUGCGAGCUCCUAUGACCGGCUGGCCCUGCUGGCUUUCGACGGAAGCCACUGCGGGCAGACGGGCUGUAGUACCUGUUCAGACUUCGGAGAUGUUUUCACAGCCUUGCGGAUUUUUGUGACCCCCUUCUGGACGCUCUUUUCUGGGCUGCUUCGCCUGACACUGGCACUGGCGCAGUUGAUGCGGGAGCCGUUGGUGCAGGCAGAAUUCGACUACCCAGCACCAGCCCUGCUCCAGCUGGCGGAGCCCUACUUCUGGCCCAAGCUCUGGCGCAGUCAAGCCUUGAGGGGAGAGGCCUGGCUCAAGUCUUAUGACGGGCCAGCAUACUCGCAGUGCCUGGAGCAGCGGUUAACUGCCUCUUCCGUGGACUCCAGCAGCCCCCAUCAUCUCUACAUCAACGCCGGGGACAUCUGCACCCCCAGCGCAUGUGCGGGGCACAUGUCGAUUCUCUCGAACAGGUGGUAUGCCAACGUGGCAAGUGCCAAGGCGGCCAGGUUUAUCGCUCCCUAA